UGGGGCACCCACUGGAGGGAGAAGCCAGGCCAAAGACCCGGGCCCGCCAUGGCCUUGGCCCUGAGGCCACCGCGGGUUCCCAAGCCCAAGAGCAGCCUGCUCUCACACUACCACGAGAGCUUCCUGGAGAAGAAGGGACCCCGAGACCGGGAUUACAAGAAGUUCUGGGCAGGCCUCCAGGGCCUGACUCUCUAUUUCUACAAUAGCAAUCGGGACUCCCAGGUAAGGAUGGAAAUGAAGGCUCAAGAAUUGGCCCACCUUGGCCCCAGGGACCAAGCAGAGGACGUGGAUGGUAUGUCUAAGACAGGGGGCCUGAGGGGCCACAGGCCUGGUGCUCAGACCCUGUCUACUGUGCCCCCAGCAUGUGGAGAAGCUAGACCUAGGAGCGUUUGUGAAGCUCACAGAUGAAGCUCCCUGGGGGAGCUCCCAUGACCCUGGCACCCACUUUUGCUUGGUCCUGCAGAACCAGGAGAUCAAGUUCAAGGUAGGUCUCUUAAGGUGGGGCUGGUAGGAGACCCUUCUUGUCGCACCCACCAUUAACACAUACUAGCAUGGAGUCACACAAAGUUUACCACUGGGUUGGUGACACUGGGCAAGUCACUUAACC
This is a messenger RNA of Physeter macrocephalus (sperm whale), 607 nucleotides long. RefSeq names its product signal-transducing adaptor protein 2-like. Lineage: Eukaryota; Metazoa; Chordata; Mammalia; Artiodactyla; Physeteridae. Bases 49 to 408 code for a protein of 119 amino acids. The record is from RefSeq and is a predicted model, not a curated record. The transcript is spliced from 2 exons. Gene Ontology annotation, molecular function: signaling adaptor activity.